AUGGCGGCGACGUCGCUGCUCUUUCAGCUGCUAUGGCCUCUGCUCCUGGGGCCGCUUUUGUCCAACGUGCCGGCCUGUGCCUUUGGGAGCUUGAACCUGGAGGAGCUGAAUGAGAUGCGAUAUGGUAUCGAGAUCCUGCCGCGGCCUGUCAUCGGGGGGCAGAGUCAAUCUUCAGAGGUCGUGAUCGUCUCCUCCAAGUACAAACAGCGAUAUGAAUGCCGUUUACCAGCUGGAGCCAUUCACUUCCAGCGGGACCAUGAGGAAGACGCCCCUCCCUAUAAAGGGCCGGGAGUGCCAGAGCUACUGAAUCCAAUGAGAGAUGCACCCUGCCUAGUGAAAACCAAGGACUGGUGGACGUAUGAAUUUUGUUAUGGACGCCACAUACAACAAUACCACAUGGAAGAUUCAGAGAUCAAAGGUUCUGUUCUCUAUCUUGGAUAUUAUCAAUCUUCCUUCAACUGGGAUGAUGAGACUGCCAAGGCCUCCAAGCAACAUCGCCUGAAACGCUACCACAGCCAGAUCUAUGGAAAUGGCUCCAAGUGUGACCUGAAUGGGCGACCUAGAGAGACUGAAGUUCGGUUUCUGUGUGAUGAAGGUUCAGACGCUUCAGGUGACUACAUUGAUCGGGUAGAUGAGCCACAGUCAUGUUCUUAUGUGCUGACUAUUCGGACCCCUCGACUUUGCUCCCAUCCUCUCCUUCGGCCUCCUCCAAGUGCUGCUCCCCAGGCCAUCCGAUGUCACCCUACUUUACAGCCAGAGCAGUAUGGAGCAUAUAUCCAGGGACAAGUCUUAGAUACAAAGCAGAAAAUCGAAGAAAUCUCCGAGAAGCUUCACAACUCAGACCUUGAAAUGUGGAGUGAGACAAAGUUUGGGGUCCUCGAUACAAAGGGAACAGGUGUGACGCCACCCAAGGGUGACCCCGGAGAAUCAGAUGUCUGGAACAAGCCCAUUCAGACGGAGGAACAGCCCUCUGAAAAGCAAGGGACUCAGGCUGAGGAUCAGGACCCCAACCUGGAGAAGGAAAGUCCAGCACCAGAUCCUCUUGAUGGUUUCCAUGAGAAUGUGCAGGUCAAGGUCAUUCGGAAUCCAGGGGACUUGGUUCGAUUCAUAGAGGAACUGAAAGGUGGGACCAAAAAGGGGAAACUAAACCCGGGCCGGGAAGGAGACGAAGAAAGCGGCUCAGAAACUGCCCAUGAGGGUCCAGAAGUCAAAGCUGAUGGUGUUGAAGAAGAGAGGAUCGAGGAGGAAGAAGCAGAUGAGGAAGAACGACUCUUGGGGGAGUUUGAAAAGGAGCUAGAAGGGAUGCUGCUACCGUCAGACCGAGGCAGGCUCCGGUUUGAAGUGAAGACUGGGAUGGAGAAGGAGUUGGAUAACAUUAUCCAAGAGGCAGAAUCAGAGCUGGAUCCAGAUGAGCCAAGGAGUGCAACAGAACGCAGUCAAGCCUCCCAGGCCUUGGCAUCCACUCUCAACAAGCUCAUUCAGAGGAUGGAUGGAAGACAGGGACCUGACCAGGGGAAGGGGCCCAUGGAGGGUGGUGCUACCCCUCCAACCAGCCCUCCCUCACCUCAGUCCACAGAUGAGGAAACUGAGCACCGGGUCAGAGUCCGGGUCACCAGACUCCGUGCUGGAGGCCCAAAUCAGGAUCUGUCUGUCUUUGAGAUGAAGAGGGAGAAUCCCCAAGUGAAACAUAUAGAGGGACUGGUGAAGGACCUGCUUGAGAGGGAGGGGCUCACAGCUGAAGGUAAAGUGGAGAUCAAGAUUGUUCGGCCAGGGGCUGGAGAGAGUGAGGAGGAGGAUGGACAUUGGCUGUCUGAUGAGGACACCAAGAACCUCAAAGAGAUCUUCUUCAACAUCCUGAUCCAGGGAGCAGAGGAGGCGCAGAAAGAACGACAAAGACAGCGUCAGUUGGAGAGUAAUUACCGACGAGUAUGGGGGCCCCAAGGGGAGGAGGGAACUGGGGACCACGAGGAGUUUGACUUCUGAGAUGCCUUCUCCCCACAGUCACUCUGAAGAGUCCUUCUGAGCCUCUCUAACCUGUCACCUGCACCGAACCCCCAUUUUAGUGUCCCCAGAAAUGGAACAACAGACUGGAGCCGAGCUGUGGAGUCCAGGGGACUCGGGAGGGGUUCUUUCAUCCGGGUUUUGGGGCUGGGGGAGGGGGGAUUUAGCAUGCUAUUGCUACAAGCUGUUUGUAACAAUAUAGGGUUCCCCUCAAAGUUAGGCUAGCCCUUCUCCCUCUCCUGUCUUCCCAACUUUAGCUCUUUCCCCUAGAUCUCCACUCAUCUUUUCCUAGCUCUUUAUCUCACUCUACUCGGAGGUACUGUGGCCUAUUUAAAAAAAAAUUAGAGGGGUAUUUAGGGGAUGGGGGGUGGUGGCCAUUAAUUAACAGGGCUUGAACUGCCCUGAUUGCUCUAUCCUGGGAGUUAGGGAUGUUAUUUGUUUACAAAUAUUCCCCAUAGAAUGUCUGCCCCCUUCCUCUCCCCCUAGAGCAUUCCCCGGCCCCUACUGCUACUGGGAGUUACUUCACUCCCUCAGUUAGGAGGGGGUGAUAUCUAAUUGGAGUUCUUCCAGCAAUUUCCCCAGCUUAUGAUUUGGAGGGUGGGGGUGAGAGGCAGCUUCCUCCUCUGGUUGUGAUGCCAAAGGAGAUGGGAGAGGCCUCUGGCACUAGGAGUUGGGGUUUCCCUAUCCCCUCCUUUUGAAUAAUCAGGUUUCUUAAUAAAGUGAACUGGACCCUGAAACUGUC
Molecule: messenger RNA, 2743 nt
Organism: Gracilinanus agilis (Agile Gracile Mouse Opossum)
Lineage: Eukaryota; Metazoa; Chordata; Mammalia; Didelphimorphia; Didelphidae
Gene: OS9
Product: OS9 endoplasmic reticulum lectin
Exons: 15
Coding region: 1-1983 (660 amino acids)
Biological process (GO): retrograde protein transport, ER to cytosol; endoplasmic reticulum unfolded protein response
Cellular component (GO): endoplasmic reticulum lumen
Source: RefSeq, a predicted model, not a curated record